Molecule: messenger RNA, 4667 nt
Organism: Neoarius graeffei (lesser salmon catfish)
Lineage: Eukaryota; Metazoa; Chordata; Actinopteri; Siluriformes; Ariidae
Gene: ptpdc1a
Product: protein tyrosine phosphatase domain containing 1a
Exons: 11
Coding region: 246-2378 (710 amino acids)
Biological process (GO): protein dephosphorylation; cilium assembly
Molecular function (GO): protein tyrosine/serine/threonine phosphatase activity
Source: RefSeq, a predicted model, not a curated record
GUUAAAAUGUAACUGUUUGAAAAUGGGCAGAGAACAGACGGUGUAAAUAUUCUGGAUGUGUACUGUGAUUUAAACAGAACUCCUUCUGAUCUGAGUAUGGCUGCAACACAAAGCGGCAUGACCGGGAACUGAUAAAAAAAACAAAACAUCAAUAGAAGGAACGAGUGUAAAAUCAGUCUCCUCCCAACCAUAUGGAGAGGAGUGGCUUCCAGCCCCAUGGGUCCACUGGCUCCAGCAUGUGAGAUAUGACCGCCUUCUCUUCCCCCAAAGGCUCUGCCAUGGCAGCAGGUGUCAGUCUGCUGAGUGACGUGUCCUACUCCAAUUCCAACAACAACAGCAGCAGCAGUGCAGGCAAUAGUGCAGAUCACACCAGUGACAUGGAGCCAGAUUUCAGACCCAGUGUCAGGGUCCCCACAGCAAAGUACACCAAGGUGGGCGAGACCUUGAGACAUGUAAUCCCAGGCCACAUGCAGUGCUCCAUGGCAUGUGGAGGACGAGCUUGCAAGUAUGAAAACCCAUCUCGCUGGAGUGAUGAAGAACAGGCUAUCAAGGGACUUUACUCCUCUUGGAUCACAGACAACUUAUUAGCCAUGGCAAGGCCUUCCACUGAGAUUAUUGAAAAAUACAACAUCAUCACCCAGUUCUUGGGAUGCGGACUAAAGACCAUAAUUAACCUGCAGCGCCCAGGUGAGCAUGCCAGCUGUGGCUACCCCCUAGAGCCAGAGAGUGGGUUCACGUAUCGCCCAGAGGUCUUCAUGGAGGCAGGGAUCUAUUUCUACAACUUUGGGUGGAAAGACUACGGGGUAGCCUCCCUUACAACGAUCCUAGACAUGGUGAAGGUCAUGUCUUUUGCUGUGCAGGAGGGGAAGAUGGCCAUUCACUGUCAUGCCGGGCUUGGAAGAACAGGUGUUCUCUUGGCCUGCUAUUUAGUGUUCACAUCACGAAUGAACGCAGACCAGGCCAUCUUGUUUGUGCGGGCAAAGCGUCCAAGCUCAAUACAGACACGAGGGCAGUUACUGUGUGUGCGUGAGUUUGCACGUUUUGUAGCACCGCUGCACUGUGUGUUCUCGAGUGUCGAACCACGAGCACAUGCUGUCACGUUGUCGCAGUACCUGACACGUCAGCGACAUCUGCUGCAUGGCUAUGAGGCUCGCCACAUGAAGCAUGUGCCAAAGAUUAUCCACCUGGUCUGCAGGCUCCUGCUAGACAUUGCUGAGAACAGGCACACGGCAGAGGAAAAAUACCUGUCUGAGAUCCCAGACCUGACAGCCGAGGUCGAGAAGACCAUAUCUCAGCAGGCCUUGCAGCAGUUAGGAAAGGAGAUGAGGGGGAAGGGCAUACUUUUGACCUUGCCACACACCUUGCAAUCCUCCACUGCCCCUCCUGAACAGUUUGAGAAUGUAAAUGAUGUUAAUAAAGCUCAGAUUUUGCGCAGCUUCAGUGACUCUGCUCUGCACACUCUGCGCUCCAGGUCCAAGGGAUUUGAGUGGCACUCAGGCAUGUCAAACCUCCCAAGUGAGCACUGUGUAUCUCAGAGCAGGUUAGUAGAAUCUCCAGAUGUUCAGGUCUCCAGACCACUGUUCACUCCUGAAAACUGUUCCACCUCCAAACCUGACUCUCUAGCUGGAUCCUCAUCCUCCCUUGAUGAAUCCAAGAGAGAAAUGGAACACAUGCCUCCCUCACCAGUUUGCAGGAAAUGUAUACCAUUGAAAGAGACAAAGCGCAGCAGAUCUUUGGGGUUUUCAAGGAACAACGCGACCAUAAUGUCCAGGUUGCCGACAGAAGAAAAGUUAGACCAGGGUAAUAGAAAACCAGUAACAUGUCAUGGCACUUAUACAGGAAGCAGCAAUGUUCCUUUCCUUUUGCUCCAGACUGAGCUUUCUCCAGAGGUUCGCCGUGUGCUGGUGGCUAGGGCUCUCAUGAUGGAUGUAGAAGAGGAGACUCUACAGAAUACCAUUUCAAUGUGGCAGGCUGAGUUAAAUUGCAGAGAAGGGGCAUGGGAAAGGCUGUGUAUUGAGCGCAAUCCACUGCUGCUCUCUGCUCUCAUGUGGUCAUGGUUGGAGCAGCUGAAGGAGCCAGUCAUCACCAAAGAGGAUGUAGAGGCACUAAACCAGAACAGCCACAAUCCUCUGCAAGCCCUCAGCAUCAUGGACAAGGGCCACAAACAAACCCUUCUGUGUAUCCUGGACUGUGCUGCACAUUUAAUGAAAUUGCCAGACGAAGUUGAAAUGGCUGUUCUUCAUCGUACAAUCAAAGCAUUCACUAGGGUUACCAAUGAUUCAGAGAAUGGACAGCUGAUCUAUAAAGCUCUUAUGGAAAUUCUAGUCCCGGUUCUGACUGAUAUGAGAAGAAAAGUGAUGGAAGUAAUACAGAGUUGAAUGUCUGUGCAAUUACCCAAAUUCACCCUGGUCAUUGUGGCAUCCUGGAUACAUCCUGGAUUAAUAUUUUUGAAAGAACUAUAUUGUGUUUUUCUAUGAACUGUUGGUGUCAGCAGGCUUGAUGUCUUAAAUGGUGCUUUGUUGUCACUGUUAUUCUUUAAGUUAAUGUAAUUUAAUGUCUCAUAAUGCACACAUCAGAUUGGGUGAUUAGUCUUUUUUUGUUGUUGUUAAAAAUACUGCCAUAUGUGUGCCACAUGUGCAUUGUUCUCUCAAUUGUCAUUCUUAAUCACUAUGAUGGAGCAUUUGGGAUCUUAUAUUUAUCUAACUAACAGCACUAUUUAUUAAGAAAUAUCUAAUUGUUUAGGUAUGAGUAAUGUUUUAAAAAAGAAUUCUUACACUGUCACAAUAUUGUUUGCCUCUUGUUUUUUAAACAUACCUCCACUUUUUAACAUAAAAACCAAAUACAUUGACUGACUGUGCAACAUAUUUUAUUAAAUAUUCGUAUGAUGUGUAUAGUAAAGCAGUUUUGUUUUUAAAAAAAAAAAAAGAUAAGAAAACAAAGACCAGUUCAAGGUUUGCUCUGUUAAAUGUGGAAACUUGUAGCAAAUGUAUGCUGUUUAUUCAUGCAAAUUCAAUUACACUAUAUAGCCAAACAUAUGUACAUACUUGACCAUCACACCUAUAUGAGCUUCUUGGUCAUCCCAUUCCAAAACCAUGGGCAUUAAUAUGGAUUUGUACCAUCCUGUUGUAGUUAUAACAGCCUACACUCAUUUGGGAAGGUUUUCUAAGAGUUUGUCUGUAGAAAUUUGUUCCCCAUUCAGUCCAAAGAGCAUUUGUGAGCUCAGACACUGAUGCUGGACGAGAAGACCUGGCUCAAAAUUGACAUCCCAUUUCAUUCCAAAGGUGUUCGUUGGAGUUGCGGUCAGGGCUCUGUGCAGACCACUGGACUUCCUCUAUAUCAGACUCUUUAAACCAUGUCUUUAUGGACCUUUCUUUGUGCACAGGCAUGCCGAAACAGGAAAGGGCCUUCCCCAAGCUGUUGCUACAAAGUUAGAAGCAUAGAAUUGUCUAAGUGUUACUGAAUCCUCAAAAAAAAAAAAAAAAACCAUCUUGUUUUCCACAGAGCCUUAAAACAACAAAAUGAAACAUGUAUUUGAAUUUAAAAAUGAAUUUAAAUAUUUUUUACAAAGAUUUUUUUAAUGAUGUGGCAUUUAACAUUUACCUUUCACUGGACCGAAGUAGCCUACGGUAGUUCAAACCUGAAAGAGCCCCAGACCCAUUAUCCCUCCACCAAAAUUUACUCUUAGCACUAUGCAUUAUGGUAGAUAGUAUUCUCUUGAUAUCUGCUCAACCCAGAUUCUUUCAUCAGACUUCCAGAAAGUGACACAUCAUUUCAGAAAACAUGUUUCCAGUGCUCCAGAUUCUAGUUGUUGUGUGCUUUACACCACUCCAACCAAGGCUUGACAUAGUGAGUUUGGGUUUGUGUGCACCAUCUUGGCUAUGGAAACCCAUUUCAUGCAGCUCCCAAUGCACAGUUCUUGUGGUGGUGUUACUAAUCCUAACCCGAGGCAGUUUAGGACUCCAUAGUGCAUAACACCACAGGGAAUAUUGCACUCAGCGACCCUGCUCUGAGUUUGUAUGGCCAUGUACCAUGUACCAUGGCUGAGCUGUUGUUGCUCCUUGGCAUUCAUCAUUUCACAGUAAUAGAUAGCACAGAUGUGACAGUUGGCCUGGAAAGAUCUAGCAGGGCAGAAAUUUCACAAACUAAUUUGUGGUAAAGGUGUCAUCUUAUGACAGGGUCAUGCAUAAAUUCUUUUUGCCCUUCAGUAUGAAACAUUUGACUGCCUAUGUUUUUCUACAGAGAUUGUAUGGUUAUGUGCUUGAUUUUAUGCACCUGUUAACAGUGGGUGUAGCUGAAACACCUGAAAUCAAAGGAGAGGUGCCCACAUAAUUUUGGCCACAUAGUGUACACAUUUCAUCAUUGUCUUCACAACCCAACUGACAUCUAACAUGGUAUUUGAAAUUGUUUGUAUGUUACAGAACUGCCCUGCCUGUGUUCAAGCUUUUGCGGAAUGUCCUCUGCCUCAUUUUAAUGGCAUUAUUUUCUACGAAGCUGCUGUUUUGUAAAUGUUUGACAUUGUCUGCUGACAAAAAGCACUGUAGCGAACUAGAGUCUAAACUUCAACUCUUACUGAAUGUAUAGGAAAUUUUAAGUGAACAUUAACCUGAACUAGUGGGAAAUUGUAAAAACUGACUAUUGACGAUUUUGAGGGACUUGCUCUUAUCUAC